This is a messenger RNA of Plasmodium coatneyi, 438 nucleotides long. RefSeq names its product SICA antigen. The transcript is spliced from 2 exons. NCBI's taxonomy places the organism in Eukaryota, Apicomplexa, Aconoidasida, Haemosporida, Plasmodiidae. The record is from RefSeq and is a predicted model, not a curated record. The coding region runs from base 1 to 438 and encodes 145 amino acids.
AUGAAGGUGAAUGAAUUAUAUUUUUUCCUUGAUAAAAGAAGAAGACGUUACAAAAGAGCUCAUCAAGUACGUGGUCCUUCUUCCUUAGAAGAACAACUCCCUGAUCAUGCGGUUGACCAGGAUGAUGGUUCACAUGAAUAUACCUUAGUAAAGGAACGAAAACCUAGACGUCGGCCAAGAAGAUCACCCGCAAAAAAACCAGUUAGCCGCCGCAUGAUUAUUGAUAUUCAUUUAGAAGUCUUAGACGAAUGUCAAAGGGAGGACAAACAAUUGUUUCAGAAGGACUUUUUUGAAAUUUUGAUUCGGGAGUUUAUUGGAAGCGAAUUUAUGAAAGAAGAAAAUGUUCCUAAGGAAGUUGUUCCUAAGGAAGUUGUUCCUAAGGAACAGGUUCCACGUUCAGAUUCCGGGUUUAGGGAGGAAGAUUUUGUUCCUGAGUAA